Gastrolobium bilobum is the source of this 817-nucleotide messenger RNA. RefSeq names its product B3 domain-containing protein Os04g0386900-like. Bases 51 to 554 code for a protein of 167 amino acids. The record is from RefSeq and is a predicted model, not a curated record. The transcript has 3 exons. Gene Ontology annotation, molecular function: DNA binding. Lineage: Eukaryota; Viridiplantae; Streptophyta; Magnoliopsida; Fabales; Fabaceae.
UAGAUUUUACAUAGAUUCGCCAGAGGUGAUAUCAUAACAGCUGUUCCAUAAUGUCUUCUACGAGAUCAGGUCCAACAGUGGGUAGUUGUAGAGUUGCAGGAGAUAAUCGAGCCACAUUCCAACCGCUUCCCAAUCCUACAACAAAUUUGCAAGGGGAUGAGAUCAAGCCACUAUCAGGAAAACCAUACUAUCAUGUGGUUCUUUCCAAAACACAUCUUAGUACCCGUUAUGUGAUGGGGCCAUCAAACAACUUAUUCUCAAAACUUCCUUCUCAUGCGGUCCCUGCUGUUCUCAACUAUCGGGGCAAGAGCUGGGACAUGAUGUAUAAUGGACAAAACACACCUCCCAAGAGGUUUACUUCUGAUGGCUGGAGAAAUUUUGCUGAUGAUAAUUGUUUGAAGGUUGGAGAUGCAUGCAUUUUUGAGCUCAUGGAAAACAGUAAAGAGAAAAUCAUCUUUGAAGUUCAAAUUCUUAGAGGUGACAUACCAUCCAAAUUUCUUGAAAAUGAAAUGAUCUUUGGUCAGAAUGCAGAAGUGCCAAUUGUCAUUGACUAGUAUUAUGAUGCAUUUCAUUUCCCUUCUCUUUCUGAAACUAGCAGUCUAGCAGAAGCUAACCUUGUGGGAUUGAAAACCACCUUUGUAAGAUGGUUCACGGUUUUAGGAAUAGUAGAGUUAAGAAUAGAUUUUGUCCCUGCUGCAGCUUGUUAAGAAUAGUAGAGUUAUCUCCUAUGCUCCACAUCAACAUGCUAGCUAAAUGCCAGUUGAAUUUUAUUUUUGUCAAAGAAACAUAUUAUAAAUCUCCCAAUAACAUUUUGAUU